Molecule: messenger RNA, 8696 nt
Organism: Oryzias latipes (Japanese medaka)
Lineage: Eukaryota; Metazoa; Chordata; Actinopteri; Beloniformes; Adrianichthyidae
Source: RefSeq, a predicted model, not a curated record
AGGAGGAGGAGGAGGAAGAGUCAGGAGCCAGGAGGAGGAGGAGGAGGAGGAGGAGGAGGAGGAGGAGUCAGGAGGAGGAGUCAGGAGCCAGCUCCUCUGCACCUGCUGUCAUGAACACAAACGUCAUUUUUGGACAAUCAUCUUCCUCCUGCCAGACUUUUAUGCAGGAACGUCUCUGCUGAUAAAGUCUAAAUAAACAUGAAGCGUCUGUCUGGAAAAAGCUUUUCGUUUGUAAUUCUGUCUUCUCUAAGGUUCCUGAUGGGUCUAUGGGGAUGUUUUGUCACGUUCAGGGAUCCAGGUUCUCACAAAGCUGCUGUUUCCUGUCAUGUUGGAGCCCAGAGUCUAACCUGGGUACUGUUGGGGGGAGGUGGGUUACAUCCUGGACUGGUCGCCAGUCUAUCACAGGGACACAGUCCCACUUUAGAGAAACUGAUCAACCUAUGACGCGUGUCUGUGGACUGUGGGACAGACUGUGUCUGUACAAAACCCACUCAUGCUAACGGCACAGCUGGGGUUCGAACCAGAACCUUCUUGUUGUGAGGGGAAGGUGCUAACCGUUGCACCACAGUGCAACCCAAAGACAUAAAAAAAACCUUUUGACUUGUUUCAAUGACUUGGAAGGUGUUGAAGACACGUGUCUGGCAGAACACAUACCUCCUUCAAAGAUGGGGGGGUAUAGUGAGACCUUCAGCUGGUGGUGGUGGGGGGGGGGGGCAGUCUCUAAACCGUUUCUAGAAUUUCCUCCGAACCAAAAGACUUUCUUCUUGAAGUUUCUCUGCAGCUUGUUGGGUUGUGACGGACGGAGAAACUGGACGUUUGUGAUCAGAAACAGUCCUGGGGGGUUAAACGCAGGACCCCAGGCUCUUCUGCCCACGUUGGUCUGAGGAUUUCAAAUCAAUGAAAGUCUUUCUCUCAGACGUGACGGUUUUAAAAACGGUUUUCUGAUCUGAAGCUGACGUCUGUCUUCUGGUCUCCUCCUGAGAGGACCAGAGGAGGCGUUUCUUCUCAUGAAGGUUUCAAACCUCAGCGGCUGCAGUCAUGAAGCUCCAUAGUCUUCCUCCCUUCAGCAGGUGCUUCAAAAUGGACGACUGCCUUUUUUCUGUCCGCGCUGAGCUGAGAGAUUAGAGCAAUGAGAUUAGGAGCCCUGCUGACCUGCAGCAGAGAGCUGCUUCAGCUGUUUUCCACCCUGCUGCUCGGUGGACUGGGUUCUGCCGGUUGCUGGACUGGGUUCUGCUGCUCGGUGGACUGGGUUCUGCUGCUCGGUGGACUGGGUUCUGCUGCUCGGUGGACUGGGUUCUGCCGGUUGCUGGACUGGGUGGUCAGAUGAUUGCUUCACAGGCUGAGGCGGCUUCUUCAAACAUCGGUGAGCAGCUGCAGAGGAACUGAAGCGGACUGACCUUUGAACCACCAGACGUCGCCGUGGGCUGACUGAUGGUUUCUGCCCCCCCACCGUCUGAUGACCUGUUCGGAGGCUCAACCUGAGCUGCAGUGCGAUGGACACCAGCUCUCAGAUCCGCUUGCUCCUCUGGAAGAACUGGACUCUUCGUAAAAGACAGAAGAAACGCUUCCUGGUGGAGAUUUUCUGGCCGGUUCUGCUGUUCGUUGGUCUGGUGUGGCUGAGGAAGGCCAAUCCGCUGUACCAGCAGCAUGAAUGUCACUUCCCCAACAAGGCCAUGCCCUCAGCUGGGAUCCUGCCCUGGAUCCAGGGUAUCUUCUGCAACGUCAACAACCCCUGCUUCAGACAUCCAACAGGGGGAGAGUCUCCAGGCGUGGUGUCCAACUACAACAGCUCAGUGUUGGCACGGUUCUACGUGGACAUCCAGGAGCUUCUGCUAAACCAGACAGACAUCCAGAAUUAUGGCAGACUGUGGCGAGAGCUGACGUCUUUCUCAGACUUCAUGGACGUUUUACGCAGAAACCCUUCUGCUUUGGCAGGCCGUGGGCUGAGAAUAGAAGACAUGCUGAAAGACGACGAGCUUCUCACAGCUUACCUCCUCAGAGAUGUGGGUCUUCCAGAGUCGCUGCUUUACCAGCUGCUCAAUGCAAAGCUGCGCCUGGAACAGUUUGCAUUCGGGGUCCCGGACCUUCAGCUCAAGGACAUAGCGUGCAGCCAGGCGUUGCUGGAGCGCUUCAUCAUUUUCCCGAGUCGAAUGGGACUCCACGGAGUCCGCAACGCCAUGUGCGCCCUGAGCCAGCAGCGGCUGCAGAGGAUAGAAGACGUCCUCUACGCCAACCUGGACUUCUUCAAGAUCUUCAAGCUGAUGCCUCAGGUUCUGCAUAGAGGAUCUCAGGGGAUUGAUCUGCACUUCUGGGGCCAAGUCCUCAGCACGGCAUCCGACAAGAUCCAGAUACUCAUGCAGCGGGACAGCUCUCAGGACUUCCUGAAGGCCGUCUCUCCGUUCUUUCAAGCGGGAGGUCCUUCAUCCUUCACCCAGCUGAUGUCUAGCGUGUCCAGCCUUCUCUGCGGAUACCCAGAAGGGGGGGGCUCCAGUGUCCUGUCCUUCAACUGGUACGAAGACAACAACUAUAAGGUGUUUUUGGGGGUGAACGGCAGCAAGAAGCAGGACUACGUCUACGACCACACAGCCACUCCGUUCUGCAACGCUCUCAUGCAGACGCUGGAGUCCAACCCCGUCACCAAAAUCAUGUGGAGCGCCGUCAAGCCCCUCCUGAUGGGGAAGAUCCUCUUCACUCCAGACGCUCCAGCCGCCCGCAAGAUCAUAAAGAGUGCCAACACAACCUUUGAGCAGCUGGAGAGGCUCCAGAACAUGGCCAAAGCCUGGCAGGAGCUCGCUCCUCAGCUCCAGGACUUCUUCAACCACAGCGUCCAGAUGAACAUGAUCAGGGACACUCUGGCUAACCCCACAGUGAGGCACUUCUUGGACACGCGUCUGGCACAAACUGACUUCAGCACCAAGGACAUUCUUGGCUUUCUGAACCACAGAGUGGAGGAAGACGGAGAGUCUGGAGCGGCCAGGUUCACCUGGAGAAGCGUCUUCCACCUGCUCGAUCAGGUCAUUAACAUGUUCAACCAAUACGGAGAGUGUGUCAGUCUGGAUAAGUUUGUGGCCUACACAGAUGAGUCCCAAAUGACCCAUCAGGCUCUGCACCUCCUGGAGGAGAACAAGUUUUGGGCUGGAGUGGUCUUCAUGGACAUGUUACCCUGGACCUCCAGCGUUCCCCCACAUGUCCGAUACAAGAUCCGCAUGGAUGUGGACGCCGUGGAGCGGACCAACAAGAUCAAGGACAGGUACUGGGAUCCCGGGCCCAGAGCGGACCCUGUGGAGGACCAGCGAUACUUAUGGGGGGGGUUCGCUUACCUGCAGGACAUGAUUGAACACGGGAUCAUCAAGCUCCACACGGGCAACGACUGGCCGCUCGGCGUCUACAUCCAGCAGAUGCCGUACCCGUGUUACGUGGAUGACCUCUUCAUGAUCACGCUGAACCGCUGCUUCCCCAUGUUCAUGGUUCUGGCCUGGAUCUACUCCGUGUCCAUGACCGUGAAGAGCAUCGUUCUGGAGAAGGAGCUGCGCCUCCGGGAGACCCUGAAGGCCAUGGGGGUGGACAGCGGAGUCAUGUGGUACACCUGGUUCAUCGACAGCUUUAUCAUGAUGACCGUCAGCACCGCACUGCUCACCACCAUCAUCAUGGGUGGGAAGGUUCUGAACUACAGCGACCCGGUCCUGGUCUUUUUCUUCUUGCUGACGUUCACUGUGGCAACCAUCAUGCAAUGCUUCUUAAUGAGCGUUUUCUUCAACAAAGCCAACCUGGCAGCCGCCUGCAGUGGAAUCAUCUACUUCACCCUCUAUCUGCCUCACGUCCUCUGCUUCGCCUGGCAGGACCGGAUCACCAAAAACAUGAAACUGGCCGCGAGCUUGCUGUCUCCGGUGGCCUUUGGCUUUGGUACUGAGUAUCUGUCCCGGUACGAGGAGCAGGGACUGGGUCUCCAGUGGAACAACAUCCAGACGAGUCCUUUGGAAAAAGACACCUACUCCUUCUUCACAUCCAUCUUCAUGAUGACGUUGGAUGCCAUCCUCUAUGCUGUCUUAGCCUGGUACCUGGACAAUGUCUUCCCAGGACAGUAUGGCAUCAGCCGGCCUUUCUACUUCCCUCUGCUGCCGUCCUACUGGACGGGUCCCGCACCGACAACCAUGCAAGCAUCCCAUGCAGGUCCAGAGGAGCCUGAGCUGGACGACCAGAAGAAGGAGGUGGAGAGCAGAGACACUCCGGAGACCUGCAACGGCUCAGCCAGCAGGAAGACCUGCAAACACCAAAGCAGGAGAGAGCGCCUGCAGAGGGAGAAGGAGGUCCUCAAGCAGCAGCAGCAGGAGGAGGCGGCGGCUCAGGACGCCGGACAGGAAGGUCAACUGUUUUUUGAGCCUGACCCCCCCGGCCUGGUUUUGGGUGUGCAGAUUGAUGACCUGGUGAAGGUGUUUGCUGGAAGUGCACGUCCAGCCGUCAACUGCCUGAGCAUCAACUUCUAUGAGGGGCAGAUCACAUCCUUCUUAGGGCACAACGGAGCAGGAAAGACCACAACAAUGUCGAUCCUGACCGGGCUGUAUCCCCCCACCUCUGGAACCGCCUUCAUCAACGGCAGAGACAUCAGAACAGACAUGGACGUCAUCCGGACCUCUCUGGGAAUGUGUCCUCAGUACAACAUCCUCUUCAGUCAUCUCACAGUUGAGGAGCACAUCCUCUUUUAUUCGCUGCUGAAAGGACGGACGGAGGAGGAAGCCAAGCUGGAGGUGGAGGACAUGCUGGUGGAUCUCGGGCUGCCUAACAAGAGAGACGAGGAGGCUCAGAACCUCUCAGGCGGAAUGCAGAGGAAGCUGUCAGUGGCCAUGGCCUUUGUUGGAGGGUCAAAGGUGGUCAUUCUGGACGAGCCAACAUCUGGAGUGGACCCGUACUCCAGAAGAUCCAUUUGGGACCUCCUGCUGAAGUACAGAGCUGGCCGCACCGUCCUUCUGUCCACCCAUCACAUGGACGAGGCCGACCUGCUGAGCGACCGCAUCGCCAUCAUCUCCAAGGGGCAGCUGUACUGCUGCGGCUCCCCGCUUUUCCUCAAAAACUGCUUUGGCGUGGGUUUCUAUCUCACUCUGGUUCGCCGCAUAAAAGACAUGAGGAAGCUGGAGAAGGAAUGCGACUGCGCCUCUGACUGCUCCUGCGCAUGCUCCAUCUGCACCAGAUACAAAGACCAGUCCCAGCAUCAGCCCCACAUGCUGGACAGGGUCCUGGAGGGCGAUGUGGAGAGCAUCAGCAGCCUGAUCCACCACCAUGUCCCAGAAGCCAAGCUCAUUGAGAGCAUCGGACAGGAGCUGACCUAUCUGCUUCCCAACAAAGGCUUCAAGCAUCGGGCCUACGCCAGCCUCUUCAGGGAGCUGGAGGAUACGCUCGCUGACAUGGGCCUGAGCAGCUUCGGAGUCUCCGACACGUCACUAGAGGAGAUAUUCCUGAAGGUCACAGCAGAUGGAGAAGCAGCCAGCAAAGCCACCACUGCAGAACAGUGGAUGUUACAGGGGAGGAACGCCGGCAGCAGAGUGGCUGCAGGAGCAGAAGAAGAUCAAAACGGCGUGAACGGCAGCCCGCCUGCGUCCGACAGCAGCGAGGGAAGAGGCUCCAGGCAGGUGAAGGGAGCCUCCCUGGUUCUGACGCAGUUCUACGCUCUGCUGGUGAAGAGGUUCCACCACGCCGCCAGAAGCCAGAAGGACUUCCUGGCACAGAUCGUUCUUCCUGCCACCUUUGUCCUCGUCUCUCUGAUCUUCACCUUGAUUGUUCCUCCGUUUGGAGAGUAUCCCAGUCUGACUCUGAGCCCGUGGAUGUACGGACAGCAGAUGACCUUCUUCAGCAAUGAGCGACCAUUUGACCCCAAAAUGAAGCAUUUCAUAGAACGGCUGUUGGCCUGGCCCGGUUUUGGGACACGGUGCAUGCAGGGGGAGCCUCUGGGGAUGACCUGCAAUAACAGCAUAUCGGAGUGGGAGGAGCCUAUUGUUCCACCUGAGGUCAUGAAGAUCUUCCACAGUCAGGAGUGGUCCCCCAGGAACCCCUCACCCUCCUGCCAGUGCAGCUCCAGCAAGAAGCUGACCAUGAUGCCCAUCUGUCCUGCUGGUGCUGGGGGGCCCCCACCCCGCCAACGACUGGAGGCCACAGGAGACACCCUUCUGGACCUGACAGACCGGAACAUCUCCGACUACCUGCUCAAGACCUACCCCAGCCUGAUCAGAACCAGCCUGAAGAGCAAAUACUGGGUGAACGAGCAACGAUACGGAGGUCUCUCAGUAGGAGGACAGCUCCCCGUCCUGGACGUGGACCCCAAAGACAUCCGGAGUGUUUUCUACCAGCUGGGGAAAAUCCUCAACAUCACCGGGGGUCACUUCUGCGUCCUAACCCUGAGGGAUGUUGGGACUUUCUUACGAUUCAUGGAGAGUGAGUUCAAUAUCAAGGUCUGGUACAACAACAAAGGCUGGCACGCCAUGGUGGCCUACAUGAACGUGGCCAACAACGCCAUCCUGCGGGCUUUCCUUCCUCCCGCCCACAGAUCCGAGGAGUUUGGCAUCACCGCCAUCAACCAUCCUCUGAACCUCACCAAGGAGCAGCUCUCCGAGGUCACGGUGUUGACCACUUCUGUGGAUGCUGUGGUGGCCAUCUGUGUUAUUUUCGCCAUGUCCUUCAUCCCUGCCAGCUUUGUCCUCUACCUCAUCCAGGAGCGAGUGACCAAAGCCAAGCACCUGCAGUUUGUCAGUGGCGUCAGCCCUCUGGUUUACUGGGUGGCCAACUUCUUCUGGGACAUGAUGAAUUACACUGUGAGCACCGCCAUGGUGGUCGGCAUCUUCAUGGCGUUUGACAAAAAGUGUUACACGUCCCAGAAGAACCUGCCUGCUCUGGCGGCUCUGCUUCUUCUGUACGGGUGGUCAGUGACCCCCAUGAUGUACCCCAUGUCCUACAUUUUCAGCAUCCCAAGCACAGCAUACGUGUCUCUGUCCUGCAUCAACCUCUUUGUCGGCAUCAACAGCAGCGCCAUCACCUUCAUUCUGGAACUUUUUGAGAACAAUCGGUCUUUGCUGAUGUUCAAUGAGUGGCUGAAGAAAUGCCUCCUGGUGUUUCCUCACUUCUGUCUGGGCCGAGGCUUGAUAGAUAUGGCCAUGAAUCAGGCUGUUACCGACGUUUAUGCCCGCUUCGGAGAGGAGUUCUCGUUGGACCCUUUCCGGUGGGACUUUUUGGGGAAGAACCUAACUUUCAUGGCAGUUGAGGGCUUUGUGUACUUCCUCCUGAAUCUUCUGAUCCAGUACAGGUUCUUCUUUGACCACUGGUUGUCAGAUCAUCAGCAGUGUCCCAUUCAGGAGGAUGAGGAUGUGGCGGCCGAGAGGAAGAGGAUUUAUGAUGGAGGCGGCAAGAUGGACAUCCUCCAGAUCAGAGACCUCUCCAAGACGUAUGUGGGCAGGAAGAGGCCAGCGGUGGACCGCAUCUGUGUGGGGGUUCCUGCAGGGGAGUGUUUCGGUCUUCUGGGAGUCAACGGAGCCGGAAAGACGACGACCUUCAAGAUGCUGACGGGAGACACAGACGUUUCCUCUGGAGACGCCUCUGUGGCCGGCUACAGCAUCCUCACACAGAUGCUGGACGUUCACCAGAACAUGGGCUACUGCCCUCAGUUUGACGCCAUUGAUGAGCUGCUGACGGGGAUGGAGCAUCUCUACCUUUAUGCUCGGCUCCGGGGGGUCCCAGAGUCGGAGAUCCCCAGGGUGGCAGAGUGGGGCAUCAGAAAGCUGGGCCUGACAGAGUACGCCAGCCGCUGUGCAGGAACGUACAGCGGAGGCUACAGGCGCAAGCUCUCCACCGCCAUCGCCAUGAUCGGCUGUCCCGCUCUGGUGCUGCUGGAUGAACCCACCACCGGGAUGGACCCCCACUCCCGCCGCUUUCUGUGGAACGCCAUCAUGAGCGUCAUUCAGGACGGACGGGCCGUGGUGCUGACGUCACACAGCAUGGAAGAGUGUGAAGCUCUGUGCACCCGGCUCGCCAUCAUGGUCAACGGGACCUUCAAGUGUCUGGGAACCAUCCAGCAUCUGAAGUACAAGUAUGGGGACGGCUACGUAGUUACCAUGAAGAUCAAGGCAGCCAAAGCAGGGUGGCCCCCCGAGCUGGAGCCCGUGGAGACCUUCAUGGAGACCUCCUUCCCCGGCUGCGUCCAGAGGGAGAAGCACUACAACACGCUGCAGUACCAGAUCGCCUCGUCCUCGCUGGCCCGGAUCUUCCAGCUGGUGGUGGUCAACAAGGACAGGCUCAGCAUCGAGGACUACUCCGUGUCCCAGACAACCCUGGACCAGGUGUUUGUGAACUUUGCCAAGCAGCAGACGGCAGAGGAUGAAGAUGCCCUCAGACGAACGGUGAACGCCAGGAAAGACACCAAGAUCUCCCCAGCAAAGAGGAAAAGAUGAAGGUUGUAGCAGCUACGGUCUUUACAGCAGCUGGAUCGGUCCUAACUCCAUGUUUCUGCUCACACGGACGCUUACAUUUCCACAUCAUGUAUGAAGAAUGAAUGAAAAAACUCUUAGGCACAUUUUUUGUCAAAGUGAAACUCAGUUUGACUGAUUUACAUGAUUAUUGAUAAGUUUGAUCCGUUCUGACAGACUGUCAGAUGUUUACUCCUGCUUUUGCUCCUGUUAUUUACUUGAUGCAUAAUAAAGGUUUUACGCUGCGUUUCA